Messenger RNA from Osmerus eperlanus (European smelt), 4286 nucleotides. It is a transcript of the gene dgkb, whose product is annotated as diacylglycerol kinase, beta. Gene Ontology annotation, biological process: diacylglycerol metabolic process; intracellular signal transduction; lipid phosphorylation. Gene Ontology annotation, cellular component: plasma membrane. NCBI's taxonomy places the organism in Eukaryota, Metazoa, Chordata, Actinopteri, Osmeriformes, Osmeridae. The transcript is spliced from 25 exons. The record is from RefSeq and is a predicted model, not a curated record. Gene Ontology annotation, molecular function: calcium ion binding; ATP-dependent diacylglycerol kinase activity. The coding region runs from base 354 to 2702 and encodes 782 amino acids.
GUAUGGGAACUGAUCGCUGCGGAGAACCAGAGGACCGCUCUCCCUGUUUUUUCUGUCCGUUCAUUUUCUCCAUCGGUUCCUAUCUCUGAUAUCCAAUGACUGUCUGAACAACAAGUUUUAUUGACACACAAACACAUCAUCUCUCUCUCCCUUGCUCUCUCUCUCUCUCUCUCUCUCUCUCUCUCUCUCUCUCUCUCUCUCUCUCUCAUAGACACACUCACACACCCACACACCAUUUGAUGAACAAAUACCUUUGCUGCCUCCCAGCUGCAAGAGAUAUGGAUGGGAACAUGAGUGAGUGGACAGUGCAGACUGCGGGACAGGGGAUGUGAAGGAAGUAUAUACUCAUCACAAUGACCAACCAGGAUAAGUGGGUCACUCUGACCCCAGCAGAAUUCUCCCUGCUUCAGGAAUACGCACAAUACUCAACCAAGAAGCUGAAAGAUGUAUUGCAAGAGUUCCAUGGAGAUGGGGUGUUGGCAAAGUACAACCCAGAGGAGAAGCAGGAAAUACUAAACCAGGAAAUUGACUUUCAAGGCUUCAAAGUCUUCAUGCAGACCUUUCUGGAGAGUGAAUUGCCAGACGAGUUCUGUCAGCAUCUCUUCUUAUCGUUCAGUAAUAAGGGACCCAAACCCAGCUCCUCCUCAGAAAAGCCCAGAGUUACUGGGCUGAAGCUGAUCAAAGGGAGCUGCACUCCUCUGAAGGUGCCUGCUCCACCCAGGCCUCUAGAGAUGGUGCAGCUGAAGGACAUUGUGUGUUACCUCUCACUACUGGAGGGGGGUCGGCCUGAAGACAAACUGGAAUUUAUGUUCCGUCUCUAUGACACAGAUGGAAAUGGAUCUCUGGACAGCUCGGAACUGGAGCAUAUCAUCACUCAAAUGAUGCAUGUUGCUGAGUACCUGGAAUGGGAUGUGACUGAAUUGAAGCCGAUUUUGCAGGAGAUGAUGCAAGAGAUUGACUAUGACCACGACGGCACAGUGUCUCUAGAGGAGUGGAUCCAGGGUGGCAUGACAACGAUUCCACUGCUUGUGCUGCUUGGCCUGGAGACAAAUGUGAAAGACGACGGGCAGCAUGUGUGGAGACUGAAGCACUUCAACAAGCCCGCCUAUUGUAACCUGUGUCUGAACAUGCUGAUAGGCCUGGGGAAGCAGGGACUCUGUUGCUCAUUCUGCAAGUACACUGUUCAUGAGCGUUGUGUGGCACGCGCUCCACCGACUUGUAUCAAAACCUACGUCAAGUCUAAGAAAAACACAGAGGUGAUGCACCAUUUCUGGGUGGAGGGGAACUGCCCAACAAAGUGUGACAAGUGUCACAAAACCAUUAAGUGUUACCAGGGUCUAACUGGGCUACACUGUGUGUGGUGCCAAAUCACGCUCCAUAACAAGUGUGCCUCCCAUGUGAAACCUGAAUGUGACUGUGGGCCCCUAAAAGAUCAUAUUCUGCCCCCCAACACAAUCUGCCCUGUCAUAUUGGAGAGGCAGUCAACACUCAGGAAAGACUCCAGAUCGAGUCAGUCAGGAAGCAGAGGGAAGAUGCAGAGAGCCAACUCGGUCACAGUUGAUGGCCAAGGACUACAGAUCACGACAAUAGAGGGCACUCAUCCUCUGCUUGUUUUUGUGAAUCCAAAGAGUGGAGGGAAGCAGGGAGAAAGGAUCUACAGAAAGUUCCAGUACCUUUUAAACCCAAGGCAGGUAUACAACCUGGCCAAGAAUGGACCUAUGCCUGGGUUGAAUUUCUUCAGAGACGUUUCAGAUUUCAGGGUUUUAGCUUGUGGUGGGGAUGGAACCGUGGGGUGGAUUCUAGACUUCAUAGAUAAGGCUAACCUGGACAGGAGCCCCCCUGUGUGUGUACUUCCUCUUGGCACAGGGAAUGACCUUGCAAGAUGUCUGCGCUGGGGAGGAGGCUACGAGGGUGAGAGUCUUCUGAAGAUCCUGAAAGACAUUGAGAACAGUUCUGAAGUGAUGCUGGACCGCUGGAAGAUUGAUGUGACGCCCACAGACAAGGAGGAGAAGGGAGACCCUGUGCCUUACAGUAUCAUCAACAACUACUUCUCAAUUGGAGUGGAUGCCUCUAUCGCGCAUCGAUUCCACAUCAUGAGAGAAAAACACCCCGAACGGUUCAACAGCAGAACAAAGAAUAAACUGUGGUACUUUGAGUUUGGCACUUCUGAGACAUUCUCAGCCACGUGUAAGAAGCUUCAUGACUUUCUGGAGAUUGAGUGUGAUGGCUUAACUCUGGACUUAAGCAGUAUCUCUCUGGAGGGUAUUGCCAUCCUCAACAUUCCAAGUAUGCACGGUGGCUCCAACCUGUGGGGGGAGAGCAGGAAGAGAAGGGGGAACCGUAAAGCAGGGAAGAAGACACCCGAAAGGAGGAUGACAUUGGUGGACCCCAAGGAGCUCAUGUUUGCAAUUCAAGAUCCUUCUGACCAGCUCCUGGAGGUAGUGGGUCUGGAAGGGGCCAUGGAGAUGGGACAGAUAUACACAGGCCUGAAGAGUGCUGGGAGACGCCUGGCCCAGUGCUCCUCUGUCACCAUCAGAACUAGCAAAUCCCUCCCUAUGCAGAUUGAUGGUGAGCCCUGGAUGCAGACUCCCUGUACUAUUGAAAUAGUGCACAAGAACCAGGCUCCAAUGAUGAUGGGCCCACCUCAAGAAAGCAGUUUCUUCUCUGUCAUCAGACGAACAUGUAGCGAGAGCAAAGACUGAUGGGACAACAUUCAACAUUUGCCUCUUUAUUUCUUUAAAAAAAGCCUUUAUAGAAACCUAAAGGCCUAACCAGAUAGAGCUUCUUCACCACCACAAGCUUAUCUGUGAACGAAGGUUACAAUGCAAAAGUUGCAAUUCUAUGAUUUGGUUAGCACCCCGUACAACAGCUACUGUAGCUACUGUAUCCUUGGCAUCGCUAUGCUUUCAUGCUCUGUGCCAUGUGGAUCAAAUCUACAAAUGCUAAUCAUUCAAUGUCCUAUAUGAAAUUAUAUAUUAUUAUGCAGAAUGUAUGUUUUUAAUCUAUCUUUGCAUUUGAACACCACAAUGCAUGAUGGAAUAAUGUCAAUCCAGAGAACAUAUCCUUUUAAUGCAGUCAGACUGCAUUAAAAGGUGAUUAUAAAAGAUUAUAAAAGGUCCUGUUCACCUCUAAUUGAUCACCCAUGACUUUAAACACUGAUUAAAAUGACAAAUAAAUGCAUUGUAGAGCAUGUUUGUCAGGUUUAAAUAAAUGUGUCUUGCUGUUGGAUCUUACAGUAUGUGAGAUAAUAAAUGAAUGUAAUGAUUGUCCAUUGUUGCAUGAUGCACAACGGUAUUUUAGAUGUAUUGCACUAGAAAUAUCUACCUUUUUCACCAAUAGUGCAGUGGAAAACUUACAUCGCAUGGAUGACCAUGAUCUCACUGUUCUGAGACCUGUUGAAAUGUAAAGUAGUAUUUGGUGCGUUAUUUUGUUAUUAUGUUGAAGCACUUUUGUCUUGAAUAUGUUAUAUUACUGGCUUGUCAUACACAUGAUGUCACAGUACAUAAUCAUAUCAUACUUUGAAAUGUCAGUUUGGGAUUAUGGGCCCUGCUUUUUGAGUAAACUACUCAGAUACAGUAUGUUUAUUAGGAUAGGAUAUGAUUCUAAAGGUUGCCACCAUGCUCAAAUGAUUGAGCAAUGCCCAAUUUGAGAUUCAACAGUUCAAGGACCUCUGUACACUUCGAUCAAAAUAUUUUAAUAAUGUCAAAUGUACAGUUACUGAUUCAAAACUAAGCAGUUUUUAGUGGCUGGGUUCAGGUGUCCUGUAAGGGGAUUGAAAACUUUGAAAUUAAGAACAGAUGUCAGGGUUGCUAAAUUACAAAUAUCAUAGAAAGUGUUUACAGUUUUUUGCUCCUGCAGCUUUUCAAUGUCCAUUGUAUAAUUACUGUUGAUAUUGUGGAGGUCAAUUUUGACGAUUCUAUUUCUUUCUAUCUUUUAUCACAAAGCUAUCUGGGACUCAAGUUUAUAAAGGGGAGGUUUUCACAGAAAUCUACUGAAACUUGAAACUGAAACUACUGAAAAUGUUUUCUGGUAUAAUAAUGAGAGAAUACCAACCACUAGUGAUCUAAACAGAUAUUAAAGUAUUUUUCAAGAUAUUUUUGUCAAACAUUUGUAGUCAGGUAUUACACUCAAAACUAUUUUUUUAUGAUCUGUUCUUCAGGAUUCAUAGCUUCCUUAUACUGUACAGGACAUGUCACCUUUUUGCUAGGUGGAGCAGCAUUUCAAAAUAUGUAGCCAGUCAAGUGAUCUUUCACCAAAGACAAACCAAGUUUAAUGAAACAGUAAAA